AGGAGCUGCCUUGUUCACCGCCGCCUGAAAACAAGAACGAGGGAGGCAGCGUUUUAGGGUGGCAUUUUGGGUUCAUAGGGCCAAAAAACAUCUUCUUUAUCAGAAAAUUUCUGCUUUUUCUCUUAUAUAUAUUGCCUAAUCCGCUCAAUAUUAUCCAUUCGUUGCUUGAUUGAGUCAUUGUUAACCCAAACAGAGUCAUAUUUCUCUCUUUGUUUUGGGGGCUAUAAAGAGCAGAAACCUCGACGUCUAUACAUAUACACACAUAGAUAAAGGGAGAGAUAUAGAGAUAUAGCGAGAUUGCAGAAAAGCAGUGACAGAAGAACCUUGUAAACCCCGUCAUUGUGAACAAGGACCAGCGAAGAGGCUAGUUUCUUGCAGAAGAAUGAAGUACGUGUUGGUGACCGGUGGUGUUGUGAGUGGACUUGGGAAAGGAGUUACUGCUAGCAGUAUUGGAGUCCUUCUUAAGGCCUGUGGUCUUCGGGUCACUUCUAUUAAGAUUGAUCCCUACCUAAACACUGAUGCUGGAACAAUGUCUCCUUUUGAACAUGGGGAGGUGUUUGUCUUAGAUGAUGGUGGUGAGGUUGACCUUGAUCUUGGCAACUAUGAGCGUUUUUUGGACAUAAAGCUAACCCGUGAUAAUAAUAUUACUACUGGAAAAAUUUUCCAGUCUGUUAUCGAAAAGGAAAGAAGAGGUGAUUAUCUUGGAAAGACUGUCCAGGUUGUUCCUCAUAUAACAGAUGCAAUCCAAGAGUGGAUAGAGCGUGUAGCAAAGACACCAGUUGAUGGAAAAGAAGGACCAGCUGAUGUCUGUGUCAUUGAGUUAGGUGGAACUAUAGGUGAUAUUGAAUCCAUGCCUUUUAUUGAGGCACUUGGCCAAUUUUCGUAUCGUGUAGGCCCUGGAAACUUUUGUUUGGUUCAUGUCAGCUUGGUGCCUGUUCUCAAUGUUGUUGGUGAACAGAAAACAAAGCCAACCCAGCACAGUGUCCGUCAACUUAGGGGAUUAGGAUUGACUCCUAAUAUUCUAGCUUGCCGUAGUUCAAAGGAACUUGAGGACAAUGUUAAAGCAAAACUUUCUCAAUUCUGCCAUGUGCCGUUAUCAAAUAUUGUUACCCUGCAUGAUGUUCCAAAUAUUUGGCAUAUUCCUUUGCUAUUGAAAGAUCAGAACGCGCAUGAAGCGAUCUUGAAAGCACUAAACCUUCUAGGUGAUGCUACAGAGCCUAACAUGCUGGAAUGGACCACUAAGACUAAAGUUUAUGCCAAAUUGCGCGAAGCUGUUAGAAUUGCAAUGGUGGGAAAGUAUACUGGCCUUUCAGAUGCAUAUCUUUCUGUUUUGAAGGCACUUUUGCAUGCUUCUGUUGACCAAAAUCGUAAACUUGUUGUGGACUGGGUUCCAGCUGGUGAUCUUGAAGAUGUCAGUUCUAAAGAGACUCCAGAUGCAUAUAAAGCUGCUUGGGAUCUUUUGAAGGGUGCUGAUGGAAUUCUAGUUCCAGGAGGUUUUGGUGAUAGAGGAGUGCAGGGGAAAAUUCUUGCUACUAAGUAUGCUCGAGAAAACAAUGUACCAUUUCUUGGUAUUUGCUUGGGGAUGCAAAUUGCUGUCAUCGAAUUUGCACGGUCUGUUUUGGGUGUGCAUGAUGCUACUAGUACAGAGUUUGAUCCUGAAACCAAGAGCCCUUGUGUCAUAUUUAUGCCAGAGGGUUCAAAGACUUAUAUGGGAGGAACUAUGCGUCUUGGUUCACGAAGGACUUACUUCCAAGUUGCCAACUGCAAAUCUGUGAAGUUGUACGGCAAUGUGAGCUAUAUUGAUGAGCGGCAUCGUCACAGAUAUGAGGUUAAUCCCGACAUGAUAUCACAGCUAGAGAAUGCUGGUCUAUCUUUUGUUGGCAAAGAUGAAACCGGGAAGCGCAUGGAGAUAGUUGAACUGCCUAGUCAUCCUUUCUUCAUUGGCGUCCAGUUUCACCCUGAGUUCAAGUCUAGACCAGGGAAACCUUCUCCACCCUUUCUAGGAUUAAUAGCUGCAGCGUGUGAAAUGAGGACAACAGUUCUGCCAACAAAUGGUUUCGUCCAUAAGUUAUCUAAUGGGGUAUGCAAUGGACACUUACCAAAGACAAAAGCAAAUCUUCACAACGGAAACAUGUUAAAACCUUCCAAUGGUGCCUUAAACGGCGUGUAUACCAACGGCAAUGGUAGAUACGUCGAUGGGAGUUGGUAAUUGUCCUGUGUUUGCCGCUUCUUACCUGUAGGACGUUAAUCCGGUUGUCCUCGGUUACUCUGUACAGUUACUGAGUGGGGUUAGUUGUUUUAACUCUCAAGGAGAUUUUAUCUAAAGCAUGAAACAGAGUUUUUCUAACAGCUUUGGAGUCUUUAAUUGACCGGGUGAAGGUAAAAAUUCCUCCUUCAACUGAAAGUGUCUUCUUUUCUGAGUGGCUAUUGUUGGCCUUAGAGAGAAUGUACGCAGUCCUAGAUAUAAUGUUGUGAGAACUAUGAAAUUUGGAUUUUGCUGUUUAAUGCUAUUUUUUUCACAAGGAAAAUGAAAUGAUAUAUCUGAGUUCUCAGGA
Neltuma alba is the source of this 2555-nucleotide messenger RNA. Its product is annotated as CTP synthase. Bases 383 to 2209 code for a protein of 608 amino acids. NCBI's taxonomy places the organism in Eukaryota, Viridiplantae, Streptophyta, Magnoliopsida, Fabales, Fabaceae. Gene Ontology annotation, biological process: pyrimidine nucleobase biosynthetic process; CTP biosynthetic process. The record is from RefSeq and is a predicted model, not a curated record. The transcript has 22 exons. Gene Ontology annotation, molecular function: identical protein binding; CTP synthase activity.